GUUCAAAUGGUUCCUCACCCCGGGGCUAUGCCUGGAGUACCUACUGGACUCGAAUACCUGACCCAAGUGGACCAACUCAUUUGCAAACAAAUUGUGGAGUUAUUUGAAGUGAUGACGGGCUGGGAAUGCAAAAACAAGUACCGGAUCCUGAACAGCAUGAACCAACAGGUCUAUUAUGCUUUUGAAGAGUCUGAUUUGUGCAACAGGAUCUGUUGUGGACCCAACAGAGGCUUUGUUAUCCACAUCACAGAUAAUUACCAGCAGGAAGUUCUUCGCAUUGAGCGUCCAUUUCUAUGUUGUAAAGGCUGCUGUUGGUGUGCUGAUGGAUGCUGUCAGUACCCUGUGUACGUCAAAGACAGAGAAGGAAAUUAUCUUGGGAAGGUAACCUUGAAGACAUCGAAAUGUUCACCCCACUUUGGCAUCCACGGCCCUGAUGACACCCUUCUUUAUGAAAUCUGGGGUCCAUGUUGUCCCUGCCAGUGUGUUUGUGGCUGUACUGAUGACAUCAAGUUUCCUGUGAGAAGUUUGAAGGAUAAUGAUGUGGUUGGCAACAUAAGCAAAAUCUGGGCUGGUGCCUUCCGGGAAAUGAUCACAGAUGCCGAUACUUUUGGAGUAACUUUUCCCAUGAAUCUGGAUGUCAAGCAUAAAGCUCUCAUGAUUGGUGCUGUGUUUGUAAUUGAUUUUUUGGUCUUUGAGAAACAAAAGAAUAACAAUCACUAAAGAAAACAGGAGGAGGAGAAAGGACAAAACUGAUGCCAACAAUCAACGGGGAUCUUGACAAGUACAUGACCACAUUUGGUACUUCAGUUUCAGAAAGAAAGAAAAAAA
Molecule: messenger RNA, 828 nt
Organism: Aplysia californica (California sea hare)
Lineage: Eukaryota; Metazoa; Mollusca; Gastropoda; Aplysiida; Aplysiidae
Product: phospholipid scramblase 1
Exons: 8
Coding region: 7-720 (237 amino acids)
Biological process (GO): plasma membrane phospholipid scrambling
Cellular component (GO): plasma membrane
Molecular function (GO): phospholipid scramblase activity
Source: RefSeq, a predicted model, not a curated record